AAGAAUGGUGGGAUAUGCACCACCCUAUUUUAUGGAAAAGCUGAAGAAGAUCCUGAAGAAUGGAUUAGAGAUUUUAGGCAAUAUUGUGAAGUAUCUGGACUUGAUCCACUUGCAGAUGCUCGAACCAGAGUAAGAAUUCACGGACUUUUUGAGACUUGUUUAAAAGGUAAUGCAAAAGAUUG
Molecule: messenger RNA, 182 nt
Organism: Acaulospora morrowiae
Lineage: Eukaryota; Fungi; Glomeromycota; Glomeromycetes; Diversisporales; Acaulosporaceae
Source: the annotation of a GenBank genome assembly